AUGAUCCUGUGGAAUAAGGCUGUUAUUAUAAAGCACCUGUGGGCACUUGCACUGAAGAAAGACUGUCUAUGGAUAAGAUGGAUGCAUUGCUACUAUAUAAUGUAUCAAACUCUGGAGCACUUUCAAACACCUAAGAAUGUAUCCUGGGUGAUUAGAAAAGUUUUGAAUACAAGGAAGUUGAUUAUGGAGCUACAACAAUUCCAAGGAGAUCUGAAUAGCAGACUGCAGCAGUUUCAACAGGAAGGAAAAUUCAGUACCCGGAGAUUAUACCUACUACAGAUACCUCAGUAUCCUAAAAUGGCAUGGAAGAAACUGACAUUGCAACCUCACCUUCAACCAAGUCACAAGUUCAAUUUUUGGUUAGCUGUGCAGAUAAGAUUAGCAACAGUAGAUAGACUACUCAAGUUAGGUAUACAAGUUCCCAAAACUUGUGUAUUCUGUGGAGCAGCUGAUGAAGUCUUUGACCACUUGUUCUUUGAAUGCAACUUCACAAAGAACAUGUUGGGUAGAUUGCUCUAUUGGCUGGGGAUUACAAGAAGAAUAGGAAGCUGGAAUGGUGAGAUAGAAUGGUUGAUAACAAGUGUGAAAUUGAAAUCUGGCCAUCGAAAAAUUCUGGUAGCUACUUUUAUUAUGCUGAUAUAUGGAAUCUGGAAAACGAGGAAUUUGCUCAGAUUUCAGAAUGGAACCUGUUCGAGUGACAAGAUAUGUAGAGAUAUUGCAAUCCACAUACAUACAAAGGGAGCAAAUGUGAUCAGAUGGAAGGAAUAA
Capsicum annuum is the source of this 768-nucleotide messenger RNA. RefSeq lists its product as uncharacterized. The record is from RefSeq and is a predicted model, not a curated record. The transcript has a single exon. Lineage: Eukaryota; Viridiplantae; Streptophyta; Magnoliopsida; Solanales; Solanaceae. Bases 1 to 768 code for a protein of 255 amino acids.